Molecule: messenger RNA, 2741 nt
Organism: Phacochoerus africanus (Common warthog)
Lineage: Eukaryota; Metazoa; Chordata; Mammalia; Artiodactyla; Suidae
Gene: OMA1
Product: OMA1 zinc metallopeptidase
Exons: 9
Coding region: 181-1743 (520 amino acids)
Biological process (GO): protein quality control for misfolded or incompletely synthesized proteins; mitochondrial protein processing
Cellular component (GO): mitochondrial inner membrane
Molecular function (GO): metalloendopeptidase activity
Source: RefSeq, a predicted model, not a curated record
GCCUGCGCCUAGGCCGGGUCGGUGGAGUCCUUGCUUUGGUGCCUGCUACGGUCUGUCCUGGUGGGGACGCCUUUGCCUCGUCUUUACGAGUUUGGCCGGGCCCAGGGGAGGGGGCCGAGUACGGGAGCUGGGGUGCGGAGAUCCGUGAAGGGGGCGCUGGGAUAAUCAAGUGUAACAAAGAUGAGCUUCCUCUGUGGACUGCAGUCUGCUGCUAGAAACUGUGUUUUCUUCCAAUUUAAUUUACUGACCAACUGGAAAAAAUGUAACACACUAGCUGUAACCCUACGGGACUGUCAUCAAGUGAAAAUUAACCAUAUAGUGAAUAAAUCUCAAGGCCUGAGAAUUAAUCAGGGUGAUCGAUUGGCUUUUCUGCCUGAAAACUUUGAUUUCUAUCGGACUUUUAUUAACAGAAGAGCAGGAUGCCUUUUGGACACCAAAAGUAAGGGAAUUUGGAUGAUUACCCGCAAACGACCUGCAUGGAAUGACUCUUUUUCAAGACAGCUAAGGAUGAAAGGUGUUCCAGUAGUUCCUACUCCUUCAGUAUCUCGCCUUCUAAACUGUUUACCCACAAGAGACGUAAGGAGUUUCCACACUUCUCCGCGGUUUCACGCUGCUCCAGUUCCUCUCUUGUUAAUGAUUCUUAAACCAGUGCAGAAACUACUUGCAAUCAUUGUGGGCAGGGGCAUAAGGAAAUGGUGGCGGGCACUUCCUCCUAACAAGAAGGAACUAUUUAAAGAAAGUGUGAGGAAGAAUAAAUGGAAGCUAUUCCUUGGUUUGAGUAGUUUUGGAUUGCUCUUUGUAGUGUUUUAUUUUACUCACCUGGAAGUGAGUCCAGUCACAGGAAGGAGCAAACUACUAUUAUUGGGGAAAGAACAUUUCAGACUUUUAUCAGAACUGGAAUAUGAAGCAUGGAUGGAAGAAUUUAAAAAUGACAUGCUAACUGAGAAAGACGCCCGAUACCUGACUGUUAAAGAAGUGGUUCAUCAUUUAAUUGAAUGCAAUAAAGAUAUUCCAGGGAUCUCUGAGAUCAAUUGGGUUAUUCAUGUGGUUGAUUCCCCAGAUAUAAAUGCCUUUGUGCUUCCAAAUGGACAAGUGUUUCUCUUCACUGGGCUUUUAAAUAGUGUGACUGAUAUUCAUCAGCUUUCCUUCCUUAUGGGCCAUGAAAUAGCACAUGCAGUACUCGGGCAUGCUGCAGAAAAGGCUAGCUUGGUUCAUUUACUGGAUUUCCUAGGUCUGAUUUUUCUCACAAUGAUUUGGGCCAUUUGUCCUCGGGAUAGUUUGGCCCUUUUGGGCCAGUGGAUACAGUCUAAAUUGCAAGAGUUUAUAUUUGAUAGACCAUAUAGUAGAACGCUGGAGGCUGAAGCUGACAAAAUUGGACUAGAGCUUGCUGCAAAGGCUUGCGUGGACGUCAGAGCCAGUUCAGUGUUUUGGCAGCAGAUGGAAUUUGCAGAUAGCCUCUAUGGUCAUGCCAAGUUGCCAGAGUGGUUAUCUACACACCCUUCUCAUGGCAAUCGAGCUGAGUACUUGGAUACACUCAUACCCCAGGCUCUCAAAAUUAGAGAGAUCUGUAAUUGCCCACCACUUUCUGGGCCAGACCCUCGAUUACUAUUCAAGCUCAGCAUGAAGCAUUUUCUUGAAGAAGCAGAGAAAGAAGACCUGAAUAUCACUGUUAAACAGAAAAUGGAUACUCUUCCCAUUCAAAACCAGAAGCAAAUACCAUUAACAUGUAUAGUUGAGAAAUGAACUGCCAAAUGAAUUAAAAUUUAUGAGGUACAGGAUAUAUGAAGAAUGCGGCAAUCCUUAUCAUUUUUAUGUUAUUUUUAAAAUGAUGUUUGAAAUAAAAAAGAUACUCAGGGUCAAAUCAUGUAUAUUAUAAGUAUUAUCUAAAUUCUUAUACUAUGUAUUUUUCAUGAAAUAUUGAUAACAUUUUAAUCUGUUUUAAAAUAUCUUCAGUGAGGAAAAUGUCAGAGAAUAAAUUUAUAUUACACAUUUUAUGCUGUCUUAUACCUUUGAUUUGAAAGGCAGACUUCUCGUGGAUGAAAAAUCAGAAUGUGCAGUAAUUGUUGUUGUCGAGAGAGUUCCAGCUGAGCCUAAACUGGGUUUCAGAGUCUGGAUGGCUGUGGUGAACUGGGAAACUGACAGUCUGAAAUAUGCAGAAACUGGCUUGCAUAAGGGUGGGAUUAUGUGAAAAAGAAGGAGGACCUUGGGCUGCAGACUUUCCUGGUCCUCACUUAAUGGCCUUUGAGGGAUUAAGAUAAAGUUGAAGAAGCUUCAUCCGUAGGGAGGCACAGAUAGUGCCUGCUAGUGGUCCAAGCGGCAAAGUGAGAAACAAGGGGCGUGUACUCCUGGUGCACUGAAGUCUUCAGAGGAAGUCGAGUCAUCUUGGCUCCUUGAAGAUAUUACAGUUUGGGGAUCUCUGGGGUUCUCAGGGAAGGCAGACCCCCUGUUUGUUCUCUCUGAGCUAUCACCAGGAGAGGUGGGCAGGGCCCCCAAGCUGAUCUUCCUAAGCAUCAGACACUGGCAAAGGGCUGGAUGAAGAUGAGAGAAGUACAAGAUACGUCGCUGGUGAGACCCAGAAAUUACUGUAUUAUCUGAAUGCGGAAAUAGGUUUUAAAAAUGUAUUAUUAUUUAUAUAUUAUUUGUACUCCCAAACUGGUGAAUUCUAGUAAUGUUGAGAUUAUAUUCCUAGAGGAACAUUUUUCUUGAAACACGUUAUAUCAAAUAAAUAGUUUCUUAGAGAA